This is a messenger RNA of Caenorhabditis remanei, 483 nucleotides long. RefSeq lists its product as uncharacterized. The record is from RefSeq and is a predicted model, not a curated record. The transcript has 3 exons. Lineage: Eukaryota; Metazoa; Nematoda; Chromadorea; Rhabditida; Rhabditidae. Bases 1 to 483 code for a protein of 160 amino acids.
AUGCCUAAACAACUUCUCGUAUUCAUAUUUAUUUUUACAUUUCUAGCGCCGGUGCUGUCUAUCUAUAAGUCGAAACAAAAACCUAAUUUGUUGUCGAAAACCGUGGAGAACAGUAUCACCUGUGAUUUUUCUAUUCAUAAGAAAGGACCUUAUGGGCAAGUUGUUUCAGGAGCUUCUCUAGACGAUGAAAUUUACUAUAAGAUAAAAUGCAAACCAAUUUCUGGAAAUUGUCUUCAAGUGGUUAACUGCACUUUGAGUUCCGAUGAACCAGGAUUCCAGCCAUAUCCGAUAAUUGAUGAUAUGGGUUGCAGUUUAGAAGAAUCUCUUUUUAAGAAUGUUCAGUAUCCAAACCACUUUGAGGCGGGAAUCUUCAAUCCCUUCCCAAUUCGGUUCCGUGCGUCGUCCGCCGCCGUCGUCUUAUUCUGUGUAACAACUGUGGUUCCAAUUGAACAUGGAAAGUGUACUCGCAGACACUGUCAAUGA